Molecule: messenger RNA, 810 nt
Organism: Klebsormidium nitens
Lineage: Eukaryota; Viridiplantae; Streptophyta; Klebsormidiophyceae; Klebsormidiales; Klebsormidiaceae
Source: the annotation of a GenBank genome assembly
GGGGCGGCAUUAGGCAUCAAGGAGCAGGCGGUGCGCUACCUCGUGAUGAUGACGUCUCUCGAGGAGUCGGUUCGCGUCUUCCUUCCAACAUGGUCGGCGUCCCCUCCGCUUAGGCUGUACAUGUCGGCCUGGGAUCACAACGGAGAGGGCCGACCAAAGAAGUUGGGGAAACCGGACAAGGUGCACGCUCUGCCUGAGAUUGUUUGGUGGGACACGCUCGGCGAGCUCUGCUGCUCGUGCGACCGGGGACGGCUGAUGGAGGAAGCGCCGUGCGUGCUUAAGCUGGCACCUGCGGCCCUCAGCGAAAGCUGGAGCUCGACGGCGGAGCUGCCUACCCAAGAGUCGCUCGGCAGAGGAGCGAGGGUGGAGCAGGUUGGAGCGGACGCGACGGGGAGCUUUUUUGCUGUGGCCGACAACCUUGGAGGGCCGCCUGGCCCUCGGAGGCGCAUGGUGUUUUGCAGCAGCAAGGGGGGUUGGUAUUGCGAGGGCAAGCGCGAUGGGUGCCCGAGCCUCAUGGACUGCUCGCACGUGUCGGCAGCUAAGGCGGCUUUGAGGUUGGAUGAGGGGGGCGUUUCCGUGGCUGAUCAGAUGAUUUUGAGGCUCUCGGAACCUCUAUCAAUGGCGGCGUUGAGCUGGCUUGAGGCGUGGAACGGGGAAUUGCCAAAGAUUGGGGUCUGUCCCGCCGUGGGCACCUCCCGGGCGCAGGGGGGAGGUGAUGCCGGGCUGUCGGAGGAGGAGCGGUAUCUUGUUGGCUUGCUGGAGCGGCGGCCCCAUGAGCAAGCGACCUGCGCCGGCGACUCAUGCUUCUGA